Messenger RNA from Dryobates pubescens (Downy woodpecker), 3003 nucleotides. RefSeq names its product CD101 molecule (gene CD101). NCBI's taxonomy places the organism in Eukaryota, Metazoa, Chordata, Aves, Piciformes, Picidae. The record is from RefSeq and is a predicted model, not a curated record. The transcript has 9 exons.
AUGGGGCUGGCGAGGUGUCUGGCAGCUGCCUUCCUUUAUUGUUUGCUGGUAGGUUUCGGCACUGGCCAGCGGGUGGUGACUGUUCAGAAGGGACCUCUCUACCGUGUGAGGGGGUCCCACGUCACGCUGUGGUGCAAGGUGAGCGGCUACCAGGGACCAGCUGAGCAGAACUUCCAGUGGUCCAUCUACCUGCCCUCCGCCCCGGAGCGGGAGGUGCAGAUCGUCAGCACCGUGGACCCCUCCUUCCCCUACGCCAUCUACACCCAGCGCGUGCGCAGCCGAGGGAUCUAUGUGGAGCGAGUGCAGGGGGACGCCGUCCUGCUGCACAUCACCGAGCUGCAGGAGCGGGAUGCGGGCGAGUACGAGUGCCACACGCCCAACACCGACGAGAGGUACUUCGGGAGUUACAGCGCCAAGACAACGCUUUCCGUGAUUGCAGACACCCUCUCAGCUUCCAUGGCACCCCAGGUCCUCACCCGCACUGAAGGGGACAUGGUGGAGCUCACCUGUGAGGUGUCCAAGUCCACUGCCCAGCACACACACCUCUCUGUUGGCUGGUACCAUCUUCAGGGAGUAGGAGAGCACCAUGCUGAGGAGGUCCUCACCCUCUCCAAGGACUUUGUUUUGAGCCCAGGGCCAUCUUACCUGCAGAGGUUUCUGGCCGGAGACGUGCGGCUGAACAAGGUUGGGAAAGCCACAUACAAGCUCUUCAUCUCAGGAGUGCAGCUGCGUGACCAGGGGCAGCUGUACUGUGAGGCAGCUGAGUGGAUUGAGGAUCCUGAUGAGACAUGGAAGGACAUCUCCCACAAGCAAACAGGGAGGACUUCACUAGUGGUCAUGAGUUGGGGCAGAGACCUCUCGGUGGACAUUGCUGCUGCCCAAAGCUCCCUCUCUGAAGGUGAUGCCUUGCAGCUCCAUUGCACAGUGGGAUCCCAGGAGAGCAGCAGCAGGCACUUCCAAGUGCUUUGGCUCCUUGAUGGCGUGGAAGUGGCCAGGGUGGACCCCAAGGGCGUAUUGGUCUGGGAGGAAGAAUAUGAGAAGAGAGCCAAGCUGGGGCAAGUACAAGCAGUCAAGCAAAGCAAUAUGGUUUAUGUCCUCACCAUCUCUGAGGUGGGGCUGAAGGACAAUGGUGUGUACCAGUGCUCUGUGUCUGAGAUGAGCGCUGCUGGAGACUUUCACAGCAUCCAAACGAAUCUGUCGUCAGGCAUCCAAGUCAACGUGAAGCCAAAAGAGAGCCGCCUGCGCCUCUCCGUGUCCACCGGCACUCCGCAGGUCGUGGCUGGAGAUGCUUUGACCCUCCUUUGUGAGGUGCAAGGAGCGACCAGCCCUGUGUCCGUGCAGUGGUGGCACCUGCCACCGGAGCACCCAGGAGCCCGGGUGCUGGUGGCCACCAUGGAGCGGGACGGCACCCUGAGCCUGGGCAGCACCUACCGGGACAGCAGGACGCGGGGAAGCCUCCGGCUGGAGAAAGCGAGCUCCGGCGCCUUCACCCUGGUGAUCCCCAGCACGCUGGGUGAGGGCGACGGCGGCCGGUACCGGUGCACAGCGACAGAAUGGUUCCGAGGCCAGAGCUGGACAGAGGAGGGGGAGACAUCAGUGAGAGUCAUCCCCAUGGGUCUUGGUCUGCAAGCCACGCUGAGAAGCAGGAUUGCCACCGUCACGUGCGGGAAGAGUUUUGAACUUGUCUGCCAAGUGAGCGCCAACUACAGCCUCAAAGAAGUGCCAGUGUCUGUGGGGUGGUUCUUCCAGCCCAGCCCUCCCACUGGCCUCUACCAUGAGCUGGGCCAGGUCUUUCCCAGUGGUGCUGUGGCCUGGGGGGCAGCACAGCCACACUUCCAGGGUAAAGCCCAGCUGGUGAAGACUGCUACCUCCUUUAGGCUACACAUCCACAAUGCCAUGGCCGCUGACGAGGGAACGUACCGGUGCGAGGUGGAGGUCUGGAGGAGGAGUACUGUGCCACUGGGGCAGCCUGCAGCCACCACCAGCUCCAAUGCCGUAGGGAUAAAGGUGGUGUUGCCAGAAAGCAAGCUUCGGGUGGCUGCGACGGAGAGCUCUGUGGAGACUGCUGCCGGUGCUGACACAGCCAUUGAGUGCAGAACCCUCUCUGCCCACAACAAUUCUCAGCUGGCUGUUACCUGGUACCUCCUACCUCCUCCAGGAGGGGCACCCCCCCUGCAAAUCCUGAGGGCUGACUACAGCAGCGUGCUGGAAUACGGGGCUGAGUUCAGAUCUCCUGCGCAGAAGUCUCGGUUCCUGAGCCAGAGAGUGUCCAGCUCUGCCUUCUGGCUGCAGAUACUCUCUGCAAGGCCCAGGGACCAGGGCAGGUACUACUGCGUGGUGGAGGAGUGGCUGUGGCUGGGUGAUGGCUGGUACCAGCUCGGAGAGGCAGCGUAGGGAAGGACCAUGCUGCAGCUGAAGCUCCCAGAGCGUCAGCUGCAGCUGGAGGAAGCAAACCACAGCAUCUCAGCAAGGGAAGGCGAGGACGUGACGCUGCAUUGCCUGCUGCGAGGCGCCCCCCUGCCCGCCGCCCACCUCUCUGCCGCCUGGUUUCGGGGCAAGGACAGGCUGCUCACCCUCCGGCGCGACGGCACCAUCGAGUACCCCUGCGAGAGCCUGGCAGGGAGGCUGCACCUCCGCCGCCCUGCCGCCGGUGACUUCAGCCUGACCCUGAGCAGGGUGGAGGGGCACGAUGCUGGGGUCUACCUCUGCCAGGUGGAGGAGUGGCAGGAGCUGGGCGAGGAGAAGGGCUGGGCUCUGCAAGCCUUGGCGCGCUCAGGCUACACCCAGCUCACUACCGUCCCGACAGAGUUAACUGCUUUGACUAGGAUCUGCUCAUCCCCACCGCUGCUGAACUUCAUCCUAGCCUUACCACUGGUUCUGAUCCUUCUCCUGGCCCUUGCUGUCUUCUGCUGGCACUUCAAAUUCAGAAGAAACAAGAAGGGCAGCAGCACAGGAGAUGAGCUGAUGGAACUGCAAGGGGCUGGAGGGGUCAAGAAAGCUUAG